CCCACAAUAAAUUACUAGUACUUUGCGCUGCCAGCCAGAAUGAAGAAACAACGAAAUCCCUCUCUGGAACACCUAAAAACUGCAGCUGACAUAAGAGAAGUGUCGUGUAAAAAAACCUGCAGUUUAAAAGUAACAAAGUUUCUCUGACUGGGGAAAAUAUUAGCCAUGUCUGCAGCUGGAUCAGGCGAGCGUGGAUCCCGAGAAGCACGGGGAAGUGUGCAGACCGAACGACCACGACGCAGAUCGAGACGCAGCAGUGUAUCGGGAGAUUACCCCCGACGAGCUUCGUAUUCCGAUCGCUCAUCCAGGACACCCCUUGGAGACGAACUAAGACUCUUGGGAUGGACAGUAGCGCCUGCGGUUGUUGCUCAUCCACUCAAUUAUGCGCAAGUUCUGAUGCAGGUAGGAUACGAGCCCUUUCCGCCUCGAAUUGGGGAAGAUUUCCUGGGAAGACCGGUAGCAAACUUGGCUUCGGUAUUUGACUAUUUGGUGCAUAUUCGCGAGCAUGACGGAUAUAAAGGAUUGUUCCGUGGAAUCGGACCCAGCGUGACGCAUAUUGUGGUUGGCAUGUAUGUAGCGCGUUUGGCAGAAAAGAUCGUGAAUUUCCUUUGGUACGAAGUCUUAUUUGUGCGACGGAGUUCGAGAAAUCGCGGGCGAUUCCCAUUUUCCAUAUCCAAGCUGGAAACAAUGGGAUCUUUGGUGGAAAACGUCAUCCGUUUCGAACCAACGGAGAAGAUCACCACUUCAUCCUCCUAUGGUCUGAAGGCGUUUGUUGAAGAUGUCAUAAAGGAAAGUGCAAUUGUAUCGAUUUCGACCGCCGUUGCCUGGCCGUUUCAUGUUAUCGCACUUCGGACAAUGGCGCAAUUCGUCGGCGGAGAGAAAAUUUACAAUGAUAUUGCGUCUUCUAUCCGGGAAAUACUUAUAAACGAAGGCUUUACUGGAUUUUUUGCGGGUUUAUUGCCGGGCUGGUUAAACGCUGUGUCCAUAACCGUGCUGUCGAAUUUGUUAGUUUACUCGUACACGGCAACGAACUUGAAAAGCCUAACUGGAAUUAAUUUGGUUCGAUUAACGGCAGCUGCUGGCAUUUCCGAACUGUUUUAUCCGCUGAGACUGGUCAGCCGUUUAUCAGCAAUCAGCGGUGCUCGUUUAGCUGCUGCCAAACCGCCAUUCAUCCCUAAAGUUUCGUAUUCAUACCAGUUGUAUGAGCAUAUGAAUCGCCAUGGCCAAGCGCGCCGAGGAAGCAAUUUGUUUUAUCGGCAAAUGGCCAUGCCGGAGUCGUUUGCUAUGUCUUUUGACGUUAGAAAACCCAAAGAUAGCGAUGCAGCGCUGGCAAGCGAUAAGAUUUCUAAAAGAUUCUUUUUUCCGUUUAGAUUUUUACAGUGAGAUACCUGUAGUGCUAUCGUUAUUCUAUAAUCCGUGCUCUUGAUCUUUGUAAGCGGCAGUGGCAUAUCACGUUUGUUUUAACAUUAUACGAGUAACAAGCAAGCUGCAAGA
Messenger RNA from Paramacrobiotus metropolitanus, 1494 nucleotides. Its product is annotated as mitochondrial carrier homolog 2-like. Lineage: Eukaryota; Metazoa; Tardigrada; Eutardigrada; Parachela; Macrobiotidae. The transcript has 10 exons. The record is from RefSeq and is a predicted model, not a curated record. The coding region runs from base 166 to 1383 and encodes 405 amino acids.